GAGGAGACAGCUCGCACGCUGAAGUUCGCCAGCACGGUGCGAAAGGUAACCAACUUCCCCAAGCAGAUGGUGCUUCCCGUCGCUGACUACGAAAGGUGGGCAGCCGCGACGGGCGGCGAUGCUUGGUGCAGCGCGGUGGGCGAAUUCCUGCGCCGGGGUGAGGACAAACAA
Symbiodinium necroappetens is the source of this 171-nucleotide messenger RNA. Lineage: Eukaryota; Dinophyceae; Suessiales; Symbiodiniaceae. The record is from the annotation of a GenBank genome assembly.